AUGGCGGAUGAUGGAGAGUCGCUGGAGUCCUGGCUCAACAAGGCCACUAACCCUUCCAACAGACAGGAAGACUGGGAGUAUAUCAUGGGAUUCUGUGACCAAAUCAAUAAAGAGCUAGAGGGCCCACAAAUAUCGGUUCGACUUUUGGGUCAUAAGAUUCAGUCCCCUCAGGAAUGGGAGGCGUUACAAGCAUUAACGGUUCUGGAGGCUUGUAUGAAGAACUGUGGGCGAAGGUUUCACAAUGAAGUUGGGAAAUUUAGGUUUUUAAACGAACUAAUCAAAGUGGUUUCUCCAAAAUAUCUAGGAGACAAAGUAUCAGAGAGGGUGAAGACGAAAGUGAUUGAGAUGCUGUACAGUUGGACUGUGUCUCUACCAGAUGAAGCAAAGAUCUGUGAAGCCUAUCAGAUGCUGAAGACACAGGGCAUUGUUUUAGUUGACCCAGAAAUCCCUCUGGAUGCCACAUUAAUACCGUCACCUUCUCCGAGACCCAAAAAUCCUGUGUUUGAUGAUGAGGAGAAGAGCAGGAGAUUGUCACUGCUACUGAAGAGCAAAAAGCCUGAAGAUCUGCAAGAGGCCAAUCGGCUCAUCAAGAACAUGGUUAAGGAGGAUGAGGUGAGAGCACAGAAAGCAACAAAACAAAAAAGCACACUGGAGGCAGCUAACAACAGCGUCAAACUCCUUAACGAGAUGCUUGCUUACUUCAGCCCGGAAGACUCCACUGACGGUGACAAGGAACUCAUUAGGGAUUUAUAUGGUGAUUGUGACAAGCUUAGACAAACAGUGUUUCAGCUCGCUACUGAGACUGAGGAUAAUGACAGCAACUUGGGAGACAUUCUGCAGGCCAGCGAUGACCUCUCCCAUGUCAUUAAUUCUUAUAAGAAGAUUGUGGAAGGACAGACCAUCAACGGAGAGACUGAAGAAGCACAACAAACAAGAUCAGCAGUUAACAAAGGCCCCGGCCGCACAACUCAGUCAGAGAUUCUGAUUGACCUAGUGGGUCUGGACGUCCAGAGCCCCUCUCCACCAGAGCAGCAACCCCCCACAUCUUCUAUAUCUAUUCCAGCUGACCUGCUGUGUGGGACCGCUGCCACUGAACCUCAGUCUUCAAGCACAAACGCACUCUCUGCAGCACUAUCUCUGCUGGAUGAAGAGCUGCUGUCUUUAGGCCUCAAUGAACCCGCUCCCGUUUCAAGUAAAUCAACAGCACCAACACAUGUAAACCUGAGCAAUCAUUUACAACCAAUACAGGAUUCCAGUAAGGAUUUGGAACUUUUUGACACUACUUCACCUCCAGCUCCUGCAUUCUCGACAUCAUCAUUUUUUCCAUGCACCCUCUCUGCAACAGUAACUUCAGUUAGCCCCACCAAGUCUUCAGCAACUGCCUCUGCCUUAAGUUUCUCUGGCGCUGUGUUCUCCACACCUUCUGUUUCAACACAGUCUGUCUCAGUAACAUCAGGGUCACAGCAGUCAGUCAGUUCAGGAUUGACCUUCACAGCCCCAGCGGCUCUCCCUCAGUCAUACAACGCAGUCUUGUCUGUUCCAUCAGCCACCACUGUCACUCAACAACAGGCCUCCGCUGCAGCAGGGCCCUCCCAGUCUGCUUCUCCUUCUUUUAAUCACAAUCUGCAAGACCUAGCCUUGCUUGAUGUGAGCAGUCCUAAAAAUACACCUGGUGCGAUGGAUUUUGGCAGCUUGCUAGCCAAGUGUGAAGAUCUGCAUGAUCCUUUCACCCUGUUGUCCAGUAUUGGAGGCACCUACACCACAUCCCAACCUUCACUCAUAGGAGGGAUACCAGGAGGGUCCACUAUUCCACCUGCCAAGUGUCAGGCAGAUGACAGCCCUCUAUUGCGCUCUCUGUCCCCUAUCCUCCCACAUAGCCAGCCAAGUCCAGGCAGUGGAGAAGAGGUAUCGCUGGCCAAUGUUUUUGUACCUCUGGAUGCCAUCAAGCCAAGUAAGGUGUGUCCUGUGACGGCAUAUGACAAAAAUGGUGUCCGUCUUCUGUUGCAUUUUGCCACUGAUUGUCCACCAGGCAGGCCUGAUGUUCUGGUGAUGGUGGCAUCUAUGCUUAACACAGCCCCGCUGCCCGUCAGGAACAUUGUUCUGCAGGCUGCGGUGCCUAAGACAAUGAAAGUGAGACUGCAGUCACCCUCGGGCACAGAGCUGGCUCCUUUUAACCCAAUCCUUCCUCCUGCUGCCAGCACUCAGGUCAUGCUGCUUGCCAAUCCUCUCAAGGAAAUCGUUCGGAUGAGAUACAAACUUACAUUCACGCUGGGAGAGCAGCCGCACACAGAAGUGGGGGAAGUGAAUGAGUUUCCACCUGCUGACAGAUGGGGGGCUCUAUAGCCCUGCCUACCCUUUAGGCUGGCCAGAUACUACAAGACUUCUUAAACCAUUCAGUCUGUCAGUGCAGCUCAGAGGUCAAGAGAAAGGGCAGUGUCGGAAGACUUUUAGGGAAAAUUUCGAGAAUAUAAUCUAAACUCUAAUACGUAGACCUUUACAGAGAAUUUCUGCUUGGAUGGCCCAGCUAAGUAGCCAAAGUCAUGACGCAUACAUCCAAUUUAAACUAUUUUACAGUUCCAAACAGGUGUGUGCAAUGAUUGAAUGUUGAUGGUGGAUACGUGGGAAAAUCCUUGUUUGGUAAUUUUGAGUAAUGCUAAGUUAUUAUUACGUUGUUACUAUUACUAUACCCUUUUAUUCUCAUUUAUGCUUUAAUACAUGUACUCCUACCCUUCCAUCAUAUCAGAAAUGAUUGGAGUAUACUUGCGAUUUUGAAAGCCAGGCUGUCUUAUUAUACAGUAAAACACAUGUAGAAGGAGACCGUGAAACCAGGGUCAUGCCAUCAUGUGAUCAAAACCUGCAUUUCACAUGAUUUACUGCUGACUAUGUAUCAAUCAGUUACUCUCACUUCACGUCUCCCUAUAUGCCUCACAGUUACUACUGAAUACUUUUACUAGUCUUCUGAGUUCUGUACUAACUCAUAGCUCAGACUCUUGGUGUGCAUUUUAGUCUUUCAGUAUUUAUUAUCAUGAAUGUGUUAUUUAUUUUUUGUUUGGGGUGCAAGGUAUGAGAUUGGUUAACUUACUGUAUGGUAUUGCAACUAUAGUCCUGCAUUUUCUUCUUAUGAUGGUAAUUUUCAGUACUGAAGUAAAGGGGGGUACACAUGGUGUGUCUGAGAAGCUUUAAUGUUACUAAAUAUUCAAGCAGACAUUUUAUAAUAUGUCGCAUUAUGUAGCAACAGUGCAGUGGAUUCUGAUGGAAUGAGAGGUGUCUUGUUACAUAUCCAGGCUGUCAACUCCAGAUAGCAUGUUCAUAUAAAAUGGUAAUCCUAGCAGCAAAUUUUCUUUAGUGAUACAACAUAAACCAUUAAUGAAAAGGGGUCAACUGUUUGCAUUGAGUGGGUGUGCUUAAAGAAGUACAGAUCAGGUGACGAUUCUCCCCUAGAAACAGAAAGUCAUACUGUUGUAAAGUAAAUGUCAUGUAUAGCUCAGCCCUUGCUCCCCCCUGUUUGAUUAUGUUGUGGAAAUUAAGCUAGAGAGUGAGGAUAUUUUCCCUGGGUCAACUGUACAUGUUAAGCUUGUGUGUGAGUUUCCUAUAUCAAACUAGGAAAAGUAUUUCUUUUUUUAAGCCUUGAGAAAAUAAAUCAGUAAUUAUUUUGUGGUGAAUCUCAAGCAUUACACUUACCAUGCAGUUAUCAGAAAAACAGUAUUGUUGUAUUUCUGGAGCAAUUAAUGUUAUAUAGGAGAUUCUCUACAUAUUUCUUAUAAAAUUAUUAUUUAUUUGUCUUAGAUUGUUAAAUUAACUUGUCAUUGCAUAUUUUUGAAAAGCUGUUUCUGUGCAUGGAGA
Messenger RNA from Scomber scombrus (Atlantic mackerel), 3843 nucleotides. It is a transcript of the gene gga3a, whose product is annotated as golgi associated, gamma adaptin ear containing, ARF binding protein 3a. The record is from RefSeq and is a predicted model, not a curated record. Gene Ontology annotation, molecular function: ubiquitin binding; small GTPase binding; phosphatidylinositol binding. Bases 1 to 2343 code for a protein of 780 amino acids. NCBI's taxonomy places the organism in Eukaryota, Metazoa, Chordata, Actinopteri, Scombriformes, Scombridae. The transcript has 17 exons. Gene Ontology annotation, biological process: vesicle-mediated transport; intracellular protein transport. Gene Ontology annotation, cellular component: trans-Golgi network.